This is a messenger RNA of Rhododendron vialii, 1864 nucleotides long. RefSeq names its product malonyl-CoA:anthocyanidin 5-O-glucoside-6''-O-malonyltransferase-like. The transcript has a single exon. Lineage: Eukaryota; Viridiplantae; Streptophyta; Magnoliopsida; Ericales; Ericaceae. The record is from RefSeq and is a predicted model, not a curated record. The coding region runs from base 166 to 1554 and encodes 462 amino acids.
CAAAUAAAGAAACCUGUGCGCAUCUUUGUGAAUGUUGCUUUCAACCACUUGAUUUUUAGGUAAACACUUCAACUCAUUUAACCAGUUGAUUCUUCCUCUGUAUAACCACUCCAUCACUGAAACUUCUUUAACACCACCUACACCUCCAACCAGUACCUCUAUCUUAUGGCACAAUCCGAUCCGGUGGUGAAGUUACUCGACGUUUGCAGGGUAGCUCCGAUGCCUCGCAUCCCUGACUCAACCGCCCAAACAACGCUUCCUCUCACAUUCUUCGACGUUUUAUGGUUGAGAUUCCCUCCGAAUCAGCGCUUAUUCUUCUACGAAUUCCCCUAUCCGGAAACAACACUCACAAAUACCAUCCUUCCUAAACUAAAACACUCCCUUUCUGCCACUCUCCAACACUAUCUGCCACUCGCUGGAAAUCUCACGUGGCCACCGGAUUCUGGCAAACCAAUUGUCCAAUACAAUGAAGGUGAUGCUGUUUCACUUACAGUAGCAGAGUCUGAAGCCAAUUACCACCAUCUCUCAGGAAGCAUUUUUCGUGAAGCCGAAAAAUUCCAUCAUUUGCUACCCUCCUUACCGGCAUCUAAAACAACAGUACCAGUUCUGGCCUUGCAGGUGACUCUUUUUCCAGACGCGGGGCUUUCCAUAGGUUAUGCUGCCCACCACGCAGUGUUAGAUGGGAAAUCCAUAUCUAUGUUUAUGCAUUCAUGGGCCUCAAUUUGCAGGCACGGGGAUGACUCAACUCUUACGACUGAACUAACUCCGUUCUACGACAGGGCCAUAAUCAACGACCCAUCUGAUAUCGAAAAAGCUUACCUGGACGGCUGGUUGGCACAUAAUGGACCCAACAACAGAAGUCUCGAGAUUUGGGACGUGAAAGCUCCGCCGGAUAUGAUGUUAGGCACAUUCCAACUGACACAAGCAAACAUAGAGAGUAUCAAGAAGUGGGUGGAAGCUAAAUGGCAAGAGAAACACACCGAGAAACCAGCAUUCCAUCCGUCAACUUUUGCAAUAACAGGUGCCUACACAUGGGUUUGCUUAAUUAAAACCCGGAGAUUAGCUACCCAGAAAGUUCAACUUGUGAUCAGCGUUGAUUGCAGGGCCCGCUUGGAACCUCCCAUCCCUUCUACGUAUUUCGGGAACUGCAUUACAGGUCGUAUCAUAGUUGCGGAAACACACAAGUUGAUGGAAGAUUAUGGGGUUGCCCAAGCAGCUAGGGAAAUUGGUGAAGCUAUACGUGGUUUGGAUGAUGGAGUUCUAAACGGGGCAGAAGAGAUGAUAUCCUGCUUACUUUCUGUACUGAAGGAGGAGGGUUUGUUCUCUCUCGCAGCUUCACCUCGGUUUGAGUUCUACAACACCGAUUUCGCGUGGGGGAGGCCAACGAAGGUGGAGCUGGUAUCGAUAGAGAGAAGCGGAGCUUUCUCUCUUUCAGAUUCCAGAGAUGGCAAUGGUGGGAUUGAGAUUGGGGUAGUGUUGAAGAAACAUGAAACUGAAGCUUUUGCUUCUUUGUUUGCUAGUGGUCUCGAAUAUCAUCAAGUCCGUGAACAUUGAGAUAUUGAGGGCGAGUGAAUUUCAAGAGGAUAGUUUAAGGGAAUAUAUUCAAUUAUAUGAGACCCUUGUUUGAAAUUAGACAUAAUAUGUUGAUGGCUGCUGUUGGAGGCCGGUAUUGGAGGGGGAAGACCGUUUUAAUUUGUUGCUGCCGCUGGUAGGGUUUGGGGUUUUUUUCAUUUAGAUGUGAACUUGUUCUUGUUAGAAUAAAUGCAUAUACAAAAUAAUACCGCGAUCAAAUCGUGAUCUUGAGAUUGUGAUUUGAUUGUAAUUAAGAGAAUUUUAUUCCAUAGUUAAUCAGUAUGAUUUCCUU